AUGAGGGAGUCAGCGCCUAUUAUAGAGAGUAAAUUUACCGACACUAAUACAAAUAAAAGAAAGAAUCUGGAGUGGAUUAGAGUACAAAAGAGUCUUAAGGAACUCACUGGGAAAUCCAGAGAGAUCACCCAGUUAAAGGGUUUCUGGAGACGAACAAAAGUGGCUGCAAAGAAAUCUGUGGCACAACAUAGAAGAGCUUUGCAAGCUACUGGUGGUGGACAAAGGCCAACAUCGCCAGGUGAUGAUCACCUAAAGAUAGUGGAACUCUGCCCAACAGAUUUUGUUAUAGAAGAAAAUCUUUAUGACAGCGAUGCGGUCCCACAACACGUUGAAGUUAUAGUUCUUGGAGGAACUGAAGAGCAAAACAACACAUUGUAUGAUAUAGACGAGGAUGAAAUUCUACCAGCAGAGGAACCAGCUGAACAGCAAAUGAUUACAGUGGCAAAUGUGCAUAGCGAAGAGGUGAAAAAACUCUGA
This is a messenger RNA of Parnassius apollo (apollo), 477 nucleotides long. The record is from the annotation of a GenBank genome assembly. Lineage: Eukaryota; Metazoa; Arthropoda; Insecta; Lepidoptera; Papilionidae.